This is a messenger RNA of Bursaphelenchus okinawaensis, 1136 nucleotides long. The record is from the annotation of a GenBank genome assembly. NCBI's taxonomy places the organism in Eukaryota, Metazoa, Nematoda, Chromadorea, Rhabditida, Aphelenchoididae.
AUGAAAUCGGUAAGAUUUGCGUUUUCCUGCUGUAUAUCUUAGUUUAGAGCGCCAGGGACCGACCGUCUGGUAAGAUUCGCGAAGUUGGACCUUGGAGUGAACAGACUAGUUCAAGUGGCAAAAGGUACUACUACAAUCAUGAAACCGAGGUGUCACAGUGGGAGAAGCCAGCAGUCUGGAGAGAGCACGAAAAGAAAUUGAGUGAAGAAAAGGAACGACAGAAACAUCACGGUAAGGACUUUAUUCAUGUUAUUCUUACCUUUCCUUGAGAGGUUUAGAUAAUUUUUUGAGAUUUUAGACUCUGAGAAACCAUCAACGAGCAGUCACCAUCACAGCUCGAAAGAUACACACCAUUCUUCACCGUACAAUAGAAAUGGCACAAGUAUUAUAAGAUCUAAGGAUCGAGCAAGUUCAUUUUCCAAAGAUGCUCCGCCAGCUAAGAAGCUAAAGGAGGCUGAUCAUAAGGAAAAUCAUGAGCAAAAUAGUAGCCAUCACAACGCGACGUUUGACGCUCCACUGAUCCCGCAAGCCCCUUUACCUCCUUUGUUAUCUAUUGAUACAAGUACCUCGAGGAUCGACGAACCUAUGGAUGUUGCUAAUAGUCCUCCUCCAGAAUCCAAGACAUCAAAGGUAAGGCUUUAUUCCUUUGGUUUUAUAGUAAGAUUUUAAAAAAUAAUUAUCUUUUUUUUGUGCUUAACACUACAUAAUUUACCUUUCAGUCCUUUAUAAACAUUCCGUUACCCACCGUCCGCCCCUUCGACGAUACCAAAUACAACUUGUUUUACAAACCGAGCAGUGUGUCAUCUUUAAGAAAGAGUUUGGGCAAUGAAUCUACCUUAAAUGAAGUCAAGAAGAACCAGGAGAAGCUUCAAAAAUCACAAUUGGGUUUAAUGGAGCUCGAAACAUCUAUAAUAUCUAUUCAAUCGUUACUGUUUACAGCGGAGGCCAAAUGUGCAUUACUCAGUGACAAGUUCAACUUCAUUGACAGUCAGGUUGAUGCGAUACGGAACGUUCAACAUAGAGUGGACACAGAUAACGGUCCAAUUUCUCCUAAAGCAGAGAGACUACAUCAACCAGCGGCCGAAAUAAAAGUCGAAGAACUUAAUGGGAAUAAUAAUAUGGAGAGUAAAUUAUGA